AUGAAGCCAGACAUGACGAAAAAGGAAGAGCUCAUGGCCUCCGGGCCCGCCCAGGCCCUCGACCUCCUAGACACAUCCGAAGGCGAGGUCAUCGACCCGCAGGAAAGCUCCGCCCUCUUGAGGCGGCUGGACCUGAGACUCAUGCCGCUGCUCUGUAUCACCUACGCCCUGCAGUCCAUCGACCGGACAACGCUCAGCUACGCCGCCGUCUUCGGCAUCCGCGAGGAUAUCGGCCUGUCCGGGCCCGAGUUCUCCUGGGCCGGGGCCCUGCUGUAUGUGGGCUACCUCUUCUGGGAGUUCCCGACCAACGUCUUGCUCCAGAAGCUUCCCAUCAACCACUUCAUGUCGGCCACCGUCGUGCUCUGGGGCGCCGUGCUCAUGUGCCACGCCGCGUCGCGCAGCUUCGCCGGCAUCGCCGCGACGCGGGCCUUCCUCGGCGCCUUCGAGGCGUCCAUUAACCCGGGCACGAUGCUGCUGUUCUCCAUGUACUACUCGCGCAAGGAGCAGCCCGUGCGGAUGGGCGUCUGGAUAGGGUCCGCGGGCCUGGGGUACAUCGUCGCGGGCAUCGUGACCUUCGGCAUCGGCCACAUCCGCGGGUCCGUCGCGAGCUGGCGCAUCCUGUUCCUCUUCUGGGGCGCCGUCACCGUCGCCUGGGGCGUCCUCAUGCUCGUCUUCCUGCCCGGGUCACCGCUCACGACCAAGUUCCUGUCCGAGAGGGAGAGGGCGCUGGUCAUCGCCCGCGUCAAGGCUAACGGCACGGGCGUCGAGAACAAGAAGUUCAAGUGGCCCCAGUUCAGGGAGGCCAUGACGGACCUGAAGACCUGGCUGCUCUUCCUGUUCGCCGUAGCGAGCAACUCUCCCAACGGCGGGUUGACAACGUUCCAGGGCCUCGUGAUUAGAGGAAUGGGGUUCUCGACCCUCCAAACAACCCUCAUUCAGAUGCCGUCGGGUGCCGUUCAACUCGUUCUUUGCCCCUUGGCAUGCUUCUUCGCCUCGUACUACCCGAACGCCCGCAUCGCCAUCAUGCUCAUGUGCCUCGCCCCCUUCCUCGCCGGCAUCCUCGGCCUCUGGCUGAUCGACCAGUCCAACCCGUACGGCCGCCUCGCGUGCCUCUGGAUAUCCUUCGCCUACACCGCCACCUGGACGCUAUCCAUGUCCGUCGCGACGGCCAACACGGCCGGACACACCAAGAAAAUCACCACCAACGCCAUGCUCCUGAUCGGCUACUGCCUCGGCAACUUCGUCGGGCCCUUCUUCUUCAGGGCCGAGCAGGCGCCUAGGUACCCCUUGGGGGUCGCCAUGAUGCUCUUCUGCGUUGGCGUGCAGAUCGCGUGCCUGUGCGGCCUCUGGUCCCUCCUGUGGCUCCGCAACCGUUCCAGGACGGCGGAGCAUGCAGGCUCGCGGGAGAACGAGCAGCAGGCGUACGAGCGGGGUCUCCUGGACGAGACCGACCUCCAAAACAAGUACUUCAAGUACGUGUACUAA
This is a messenger RNA of Colletotrichum destructivum, 1485 nucleotides long. RefSeq names its product Putative major facilitator superfamily, MFS transporter superfamily. Gene Ontology annotation, cellular component: membrane. Lineage: Eukaryota; Fungi; Ascomycota; Sordariomycetes; Glomerellales; Glomerellaceae. The transcript is spliced from 4 exons. The coding region runs from base 1 to 1485 and encodes 494 amino acids. The record is from RefSeq and is a predicted model, not a curated record. Gene Ontology annotation, biological process: transmembrane transport. Gene Ontology annotation, molecular function: transmembrane transporter activity.